UCUCGAGUGUAUAACCUAGUGGUCAAUGAAAAGGUUGAAAACUAUGAGAUCUUACGUUCUAUUUCCAGCGGAUGUCAAAGAACUAGGGUUAUUUCUCAGAGUGUAUAGUCUAGUGGUCAAUGAAAAGGCUGAGAACCAUGAGGUCUUAGGUUUAAUUUCCAGAUGAAGACAAAAAACGAGGUGUUUUCUUCCCUUUUGUCCACAGCCUUAUUGGAUAAAGUUAUUCGGUAUCUGUGCUAGUAGAAAGUUGACAGGUGCCCCAUGGAAUUAGUCAACAUACGUGUAAGUUUUUUCUUUCCAUCUAUCCAACGCUGCCUUAUCCAAGUCUUAGUGAACAGAGUUACUUGGAACUUGAGCGGCAACAGGUUUCCCAUGAAAAUCUCGAAACUAUACUCAAUGUCAUUCACUAUACUAGUGCCAACUAGUCGAUAGAAAUUUCUAGAGACGAAUCCACAGAAAAAAAAAAGUCAUUUUCUGGAAAACAUAUUACAUCAUACAAAGAUGUAAAGAAACUUGAUGUUGCUUAUAAUUGAUUGUUCCACAGGGAUUUACACUUGCCUUGCGACGAGCGAGUGAAAUGAAGGAGAAGGUUAACUAUCUCACUAGUUGUCUCACUGCAUUUAAAGGUCAAGUUCAUAAAGAUAUUCUAGUUAAACCUGGAAAUGAUGGCCCUUCAAUAGCAGCACACAAGUCUCUUCUGUCAGCAAAUUCUGUUAUUUUCAAGUUCAUGUUGGAUUCGGAUACGUGCAAAGCUCCCCCGGGUCACACGAUAACACUGGCAGAGCUGAGCUACCUGGAGCUGUACGCGCUCCUUGAGUUUCUUUAUCGCGGAGAAUUGCCUAAAGAGAAACUGGAAAAACAUGUCUACACAUUGUCAAUUGCAGCAGACAAGUAUGAAAUCAAACUCUUGCAGAAAUACUGUGAGCACCACAUGUUGGGAUCGUUGAACACAUCGAAUGCUCUCAAGUUUUUGGAGAUUUCGGAGACAUAUAAAUCUUACUCACAUUUGAAGGCGGAAGCCAUGAUCUUCAUCAUUAAGAACGUCGAGGGCAUUGUCUUCACGCCUAAAUUUGAUGCAUUUGCAGUCGAGAAUCCUCAUUUAGCCGUUCAGAUUACAAGAGCUUCUGUCGUCACUAAUAAAAAUAAGAAACAUAAAGUUUGACCUAUGCAUAUGAUAUGUGUGUUGAGAACAAUGAGAUCUCUCUUGUUCAAAUCCCUCCGAAGACAAAAAAACACUGAGUGAUUUUUUCUCAUCU
Messenger RNA from Solanum lycopersicum (tomato), 1256 nucleotides. RefSeq names its product BTB/POZ domain-containing protein At3g56230-like. The record is from RefSeq and is a predicted model, not a curated record. NCBI's taxonomy places the organism in Eukaryota, Viridiplantae, Streptophyta, Magnoliopsida, Solanales, Solanaceae. Gene Ontology annotation, molecular function: protein binding.